AAAUAGUCACCCUUUCCCUUAACCGUCCAUGCUCUCCACGUGCCACGUCAUUGGUCUCCAUUCUCCCCCACACUUCUCCAAAUACCCGCCAUUUUUCUCUCGAAGUUUCCUCUUAUCAGAGUUAUCAUCAUCAACCUCACUUUCUCUCUCUUCUUCAUUCUUCAAUGGCGAUCUUCAUUCCAUCUCAAAUCAAUCCUAACCCCACCCUCUUCUCUCCUUCAACCUCGCACCUCCUGCAUUCCACGUUUCGAAACCGGGAGUUUCGUCUAUGGAGGAAACGCCGAUUGAAGCGCAAUUCCAAGCUUCUCUUACCUCCUCGAAACGCUUUAGAACCUUCUUCUGCUUUCGAUUUUCUAUCUCUUCUUCCUCCUACUCUCAAUUGGGUCCCGCCUGCUGCUGCUCUAGGGUUUGCUUCCGCCUUCGCGCUCUCUAUCUCUAACCUCAAACCCAAAAAUCCUAAAUCGAGUUCGAAUUUGGAUCCGGAUUUGAAUUCUAGGGUUGCAGAUAUUGGCGAGUGGAUUCUUUUUUCGAGCCCUACUCCAUUUAAUCGGUUUGUUCUUCUGCGGUGCCCUUCGAUUUCGUUCGAAGGCGGUGGCGGUGGCGGUGGCGGUGGAGGAGGAGAGGAGUAUGCGGAGGAUGUGAGCGAGAGAUUAGUGAAGGAGGAGAAGCAUUAUGUUAGGUUAGACAGUGGGAGGAUUCAGCUAAAGAGUGAAGAUGGCGGUGGUAAGGCGGUGGAGGGGACAGAAAAUGGGGGGUUUGAGUAUCAGAGGGUUUGUAUUGGGACUGAUGAUGGUGGUGUGUUAUCCUUGGAUUGGCCUUCUAAAUUGGAUUUGAGGGAAGAGCGUGGUUUGGAUACUACUGUUUUGUUGAUCCCUGGGACUGCAAAGGGUAGUAUGGAUGAUAAUGUGAGGUCUGUUGUGAGGGAAUGCUUGCGACGGGGGUUGUUUCCUGUUGUUAUGAAUCCUCGAGGGUGCGCCGGUUCUCCUCUGACCACUGCUCGGUUAUUUACAGCUGCUGAUAGUGAUGACAUUUGCUCGGCUAUACAGUUCAUCACCAAGGCAAGACCAUGGUCUACAUUCACAGGGGUUGGCUGGGGUUAUGGUGCAAACAUGCUGACGAAGUACCUUGCUGAAGCUGGGGAGAAGACCCCUCUUACAGCUGCUACAUGCAUUGAUAAUCCUUUUGACUUAGAUGAAGCCACCAGGACUUCUCCUUACUGCUAUACAAUUGAUAAUAAGCUCACUGAAGGCUUGAUAGAUAUCUUAAAGUCUAAUAAGCAACUUUUCCAAGGCAGGAGGAAAGGUUUUGAUGUGGAAAAGGCGUUGUCAGCUGAAUCUGUUCGUGAUUUUGAAAAGGCAAUAUCCAUGGUUUCAUAUGGAUUUGACACAAUAGAAGAUUUUUACUCAAAUUCAAGCACGAGAAAGCUGGUGGGGAAUCUGAAGGUUCCAGUACUUUUUGUACAGAAUGACAAUGGGAUUGCGCCGCUGUUCUCUAUUCCUCGUGGGUCGAUUGCGGAAAAUCCAUUUACAAGCUUACUUCUGUGUUCUUGUUUACCAUCUAAUGUUACCGCAAUCUCAUGGUACGAGCAUGUGGCAAUGGAGUGGCUCACAGCGGUGGAGCUUGGACUUCUAAAGGGUCGCCACCCACUUCUUCAAGAUAUAGAUGUGGCUGUCAAUCCUUCAAUAGGUUUAGCUCUUGUGGAGGGAAAAACAUCUGAUACCAGUAGCAGACCUGACCGCCUCUUGAAUCUGGCCAAAGUAGAUGGUUCAGAAACUUCAGAUGCAUAUAUGGAUCCCAUGAAGGAGAUGCUGAUAGAGACUGAUGCUGUAGUUAGUAUUCCUUCAAAAUUCAAUCAGAAUUCACUAGGGAGUCAUGCUAGUGGAACACAUGGUGAUUUCCCACAUGGCAGCACGAAAGAUGAAAAUCCCGCUACAGACAUGGAAGCCAGUCCAGUAGAAGGUGAACCAGGCCAAGUGCUUCCGACAGCACAGCUUGUGAUGAAUAUGCUUGAUGUGUCAAUGCCUGGUACUUUAAAAGAAGAGGACAAGAAGAAGGUAUUAUCAGCUGUCGGUAAAGGUGAGACCCUUAUGACGGCGUUGCAGGAUGCUGUCCCUGAGGAUGUCCGUGGCAAACUUACAGCUUCUGUUUCUGAAAUUAUGCAAGCACCAGGGAAGAACUUGAAUCUUGAUUUGCUACCGAGCGUUAACCAAAAGGCUGAUGCUUCAUCUGAUCUGAAAUCGAAGAACAAAGAAAAUGCAGCCUUGCAAUCUGAAUCUAAAAAUGAAAAUGCAAAAACAGACCAAGUUGGUGAAGAAGCUAUUGAGACUCGGUCGCCAAAAGAAUCUGUGGAAUCUGAUAUUCCUGAAUCUAAAGAAGGGGAUAGCCACGACGAUGAUAAAGGAUUGACAAAAAGUUCAAAUGAUUCUCAGAAUACUGAUGAAAAACUUGAUAAUGUUGGACAACUUUCUGAAUCUGGUGGGGACGGUUCUGAGACCGCUUCCGAAUUGAACUCAUCUAGCCGCAGUGCUGGUGGCACUAAUUCCGAAGCCGACGUUGUGUCGGGUAUUAGGUCCCAAGAUGAUGGAAAAAAACAGAAAGAGAACGAUAUCUCUGAGAGAGUUGAGGAGCCCAAGGAUUUGACUGACGAGCAAAAUAAAUCAAGCUCAGCUGCUGAUUCACCUGCAGAUAAAAAUGAAGUAACAUCACCACCCAUCUCUGAUGGUCAAAUGUCAGAAAAAGGAGAUAAUGAUAGUAAAACUGAGGAGCCCAAAGAUUUGACUGACGAGCAAAAUAAAACAAGCUCAGCUGCUGAUUCACCUGCAGAUACAAGUGAAGUAACAUCACCACCCAUGACUGAUAGUCAAAUGUCGGAAAAAGGAGAUGAUGUGAAUAAAACUGAGGGUGAAAAUUUGGAACCUGUGCCAGAUCAGAAUAGAGCUCCUUUCAGUGUUACUCAAGCUUUCGAUGCUUUGACAGGGUUUGAUGACUCAACGCAGAUGGCUGUGAAUAGUGUUUUUGGUGUCCUUGAAGAUAUGAUUACUCAGCUGGAGGAGAAAAAUAAUGAAAGCAUAGUCAAUGAAGGAGUUGAGAACAAAGAUGCCACUGAGGGUUCAGUUAUUGAGAAGGAUAAUGAAGGAGUUGAGAACAAAGAUGCCACUGAGGGUUCAGUUAUUGAGAAGGAUAAUGAAGGAGUUGAGAACAAAGAUGCCAAUGAGGGUUCAGUUAUUGAGAAGGAUAAUGAAGGAGUUGAGAACAAAGAUGCCACUGAGGGUUCAGUUAUUGAGAAGGAUUGUAGUAAUAUUGACCUCCAGCUAGAAAAACAAACGGAUGGGGAAAAGAAGGAAGAUACAAAUCAUCAGGAAAUAGAAUCAGUUAAUGGACAUGAUAGCAACAGUGGCGUGAAAAAUAGUCCAACUUAUGCUGCCGGAAAAGAGAAUAAUAUCCUGAUUGUGAGUAAACCGGGAGCAGCAAAAGAAAAUGUUGAAAGAAUGACAAACAUUAGCAAAGAUUCGUUCUACAUAAAAUCAAAUCCAUAUGUAACAGCAUUAGACAAAGAGUUCCUCCCACAGUUCAUUCUGACAAAGAUGCGGAAAAUGAAUUGUGGUGACGUGGAUGCAACCACACUUCUUGAUUGUGUUCCAGAAAAUGGGCACUUGCUUCUGCUAAAACAACCUGGUGGAACACAUGUUGCUGUAUUUGACAGUAAAGACAUAAAAAAGCAUUCCAAACUACCUCGUAAAGGAAGUGUUGCAGAUAAUGUUAUUGAGCCAAAAGAGCAUUCCAAAGUACCACAGAAAGGAAGUGUUACAGAUAAUGUUAUUGAGCCAACAUAUUUCAUUUGCGACAAAGAUGGGCUGGAGAAACCCGUAGAAGAGUCGAUGAAGAAAUUGCAUGACAAAAGUGUGGAAGAUAAUAAUUUGGACAAGUCAAUUUUUUUUGUUAAGACCACUCUGCUUAAUUCUCUGAAAGUUGAAGUUAGUCGUAGGCUUAAUGCUGUAGACACGGCAGACAUGGAUGCUAAUUUAGCAGCAGAUAUGGAAGCAGUUGCAGAUGCUGUCUAUUUGGCAAUUCAACAUGAUGUAGAGCAUAAUCAGAAGCUUGUGCUCUCUGGGUUUGAGCCUGAUUUCCAAGAAUGGAGUAGGCAUAUUAAUGGUAACCGUAUCAUAGAAGUGAUAUCUAAAGCAGUACAAGACACCAGCUACUUGAAAAAAGUGUUACCCGUCGGUGUUAUUGUGGGUUCUAUUUUAGCUGCUCUGAGAAAUUGUUUUGAUUUGUCAGCUGGAUAUUGCGAUAGUCCUGCUGGGUCUUUAGACAUGGAUCAAGAUCAAACGAAUGUGUUAAAGCCAGAGGAUCUACCUCCACAAGAGGUCAUUCAGGUCCCUACUGAUGGAAUUGACCAUGAUCUUACGUCGGGAAAGAAUAUAAGUAGAGACAAGGUUACUACAGUGUCAGAUGAUCAAGAUGACCAAGAAAUGGCUGGAUUCAAAGGUUUGAAUGGGGACACUCUCAUGGCUGGUGCUUUUACAGCUGCACUUGGAGCGUCUGCUUUUCUAACAAGUCAGGAGGAGGAUUUCAUGGCCAACGACGGUUGUGAAUCGGAAGAUAACCGUAUGAAAAGCGGGACUGUCAGAAUGGAGGAGACAGUAGAUGGCAAAGACCAGAGUAAUAUAGUAACUAGCUUUGCUGAAAAAGCAAUGUCUGUUGCCGGUCCAGUCAUCCCUACUACAGAAAAUGGAGCCGUGGAUCAAGAAAGGAUCGUCGCGAUGCUGGUAGGAGUGGGCGAGAGGGGUGGCAUGCUAAGACUUGUUAGCAAAUUAGCUUUACUGUGGGGUGGUCUCCGUGGUGCUAUGAGUUUAACAGACCGGCUUUUCUCAUUUUUACGUAUUGUUGAUCAGCCUUUGUUACUCAGGGUACUUGGGUUUUCCUGCAUGGUGCUAGUUUUGUGGUCCCCAGUGUUGUUGCCACUGUUGCCUACACUUCUCCAGAAUUUGUUGUCACACAACUCCUCUAGGAUUGUCGAGCUAGCCUGCGUUGUUGGUCUUUACGCUGCUGUCACAAUACUCAUCAUGCAGUGGGGCAAGGGAAUACGAGGGUACGAGUAUCCGUUAAAGCAAUACGGGCUGGAUUUUACAUCUCCGAAAAAGGUGCAACAUUUCUUGAUAGGGUUGGCUGGAGGAGUCAUGCUAGUUGUCACUAUACACUCUCUAAAUGCUUAUCUUGGCCUUGUCAACCUUUCUUUUCCAUCAAGUCUUGGUUCAUCUUCCUUGACUCUUAGUGCCAAAAUCAAAGCACAUGGCCAGCUGUUUCUUUCGGCUGGUCAAGCAAUUCUAGUGGCAGCUGGUGUUGCUUUUGUUGAAGAACUGCUCUUUAGAUCAUGGUUAUUAGAAGAAAUAGCAAUAGACCUUGGUUACCAUCCUGGAAUACUUUUAUCAGGACUUGCUUUUGCAUUAUCACAGAGGUCAUGGGAAGCUAUUCCUGGGCUAUGGCUGUUAUCUAUGUGUCUUGCGGGGGCUCGAUUGAGAAAGGAAGGAAGCCUUUUCAUUCCCAUAGGAGUGCGCACCGGGCUUAUAGCUUCCAGUUACGUGUUACAAUCAGGUGGUUUUGUUGUUUACACGCCAAAGUUUCCAUGGUGGGUCGUUGGUAUGCACCCCUUCCAGCCGUUUUGUGGAGUAGUAGGUCUUCUCUUUGCUUUAUUAUUAGCAGUAGCCCUAUAUCCAAGGCAGCUUGUACAAAGGGAAAGAAUUCCUCGAAAAAUUCGAGCAUAAAGGUUAUAACCUUCAGCAAUGGAAUUUGUCAGAGUGGGAGGUGACUCUUGAAAAUACAAAUACAGUAAAGAAUCUGCUUCGAACAAAUGUGAAGGGUUAUGAUAGAUACUUUAUACACAAUAAAUAUGUACCAUGCAAAUGUUUAUAGAAAACGAACGCAUGCUUGAAGUCGUAAAGAGAAGAUACUGCAUACAUAUAGAACUUGAGUCAGAGCUUUUUGUAUUUGUAUAUAUGAAAAUAGAUGUAGCAAUUUUUUCCAUUUCUUGUAGUGAAUCUGGAGUACAUGAUAGAAAGAAGGUACUUUUGCCUGUACUUCGGAGCUAUUUACGCUAAUAAAGGAAGUUUUCCUUCAUGGUAAA
Molecule: messenger RNA, 6124 nt
Organism: Spinacia oleracea (spinach)
Lineage: Eukaryota; Viridiplantae; Streptophyta; Magnoliopsida; Caryophyllales; Amaranthaceae
Exons: 12
Coding region: 165-5765 (1866 amino acids)
Biological process (GO): lipid metabolic process; CAAX-box protein processing
Cellular component (GO): membrane
Molecular function (GO): metalloendopeptidase activity; monoacylglycerol lipase activity; short-chain carboxylesterase activity
Source: RefSeq, a predicted model, not a curated record